CUAGCCGUUACUAGAAGAAGAUCCCACAAUCUGAGUCACCACAAGGAGGACAGCCCCUCCUGUUCCUCUCCUAAGCAGCACGCAAAGAAAGAUACACAAAGAGUUAACUGUGCAAUCUCACAAUUCUCUCUCGAAAAAUGGCAGAUUUUGGCUUCCUAUCAGACACAGAUGACUCGGCGGUAGACGAACUUGUAUCUCAAACACAGGAACUCUGUGUCCUUGAACAAGUUUCUAAAAUCAACUGUUCUGGUUUCACCGACUCGGUCCUUCCUGCUGAUUUAGAAACCCGUUUUCACAAACUCAAAUCCUUCCCUCCCACUAAAUCUAAAACCCCAACUACCAAUAAAUCUCUCUCAAGGUCUAACACUGAUAUGAACAACAUCUCAGUGAAGGGUAAAAAAGAUGAUGAUGGGUCCUUUUCUGAUUCUGAAAAAGGAGAAAACUUUUCAAGUGAGGAGCAAAACCCAGGUGAGAAAAUGGGAUCUUUGAAGGGGCAAAAUGAAGUUUUCUUGGGCAACAAAGAAAACCCACAAUGGAAAUCGGGUUUAGAAAAGGAAAUGAAAAGUGGCUGUGUUUCUUCUCCUCCUUCAAAAUCGUCAAUGGAAGAAGAGAUUUUUUCUCCGAAGAAAGAAAACCCAGAUGGGAAAGGGGGUUUAAAGAAGAAGUCUUUACACGGGUCUGAUCAUUCUAACUCAUGGGUGGAAGAUGUGAUUUUCUCACCAUCCAAACGGAAACCGGAGAGGAAAAUGAGUAUGAAAUCAAAAUCAAAAUUUGGGUCUUCCAAUUCAUCGAAUUCAUUCAUGGAUUCACCUUCUCCUCCUAGAAAAGUUGGCUGCUUUUGGUGUUCUCCUAAAAAGAAGCAAAGCAAGGAAAGUUUGGGUCUUGACUGGGAAAGCAAUAAUCUUGAUGAGUACUUGUCUGAUUUGAGUACCUUUUCAGUGAAAGAGCAGCAGAAAAGACUAAAGAAGGCAAUGAAAGAGCAAGAGAAGAUGAGUCAAGAGGCCGAGAAGAUUGUGAAAUGGGCAAAGCAGGCAUCUGCGAGGAUGAGUUUUCAUGGCACUGAUGAUGUGCUAAGUGACGAUGAGAUUGCUAAAUGAGUAUGGAUUUAAUGAUUUUGGUUUUGCUUCAUGUUGUCAUGCAUGUGAUGGAAUUAUAGUAGUAUAUGUUUUUUCCCUUCAUAUUGGCUUUACCCUAAUACUAGUAUAGUUUGGGCUUGAAUUUUGUCUUGUAAAGGUUAUACAAAAUCAUCUGGCAAUGGUGCACAAUAAUAGGUUGGCAAUGCCUUGAAUAUGUUGUUCUCUAUCUAUGUCAUUUUGAGAUUAUUUUUUUAUAUGUUAAUUGAAGUUCUUUUUCUUAAUAAAAUUAUGAAUAAAUUCCUCUC
Molecule: messenger RNA, 1381 nt
Organism: Populus trichocarpa (black cottonwood)
Lineage: Eukaryota; Viridiplantae; Streptophyta; Magnoliopsida; Malpighiales; Salicaceae
Exons: 1
Coding region: 138-1097 (319 amino acids)
Source: RefSeq, a predicted model, not a curated record